Molecule: messenger RNA, 1322 nt
Organism: Striga asiatica
Lineage: Eukaryota; Viridiplantae; Streptophyta; Magnoliopsida; Lamiales; Orobanchaceae
Source: the annotation of a GenBank genome assembly
AUGAGUGAUCCACCACACUACUCAAAUCCCUACACUAACUGGUUCAAACCCAACAAUCUCCACCAUUUUUCCACCACUUCAUCAAAUCCUCCAAACACACAACAAAACCUCCACUCAAAAACCAUCAUCAUCAACCAAACAAACAACAACAUAAUCAAUUAUUACAGCCAUCAUCAUCAUCAUCAUCAUCAUCAUCAAACCCCACCUUCAUCACCUCCAUUAAAGGAAGCCCUCCCCCUUCUGAAACUAACCCCCUCAACACCAAACCAUGAUAUUGAAGAUCAACCCAAAAACCAGCCAAAGAUUCAAUCUUUUUCACAAACCCACAUGGAUAAUAAUAUUAUUGGAGAUGAUAAUAAUGGUGUCACAGUUGCUCUUCAUAUAGGGUUACCAAACCCUAGCCCUGCUGACCUGGAAUCCUUGAUGUCCUCUUCUUACAACAAUCAUGAGAAUAAUGGAGACAAUAAAGAUGAAGAGGAAGAUGGUGAUAAUUUGUUGUCUGUGAUGAAUAGGCUCAACAAGGGACAGUAUUGGAUUCCUACACCUUCUCAGAUUCUCAUUGGCCCAACACAAUUUUCUUGUCCUGUUUGCUUCAAGACUUUCAACAGAUACAAUAACAUGCAGAUGCACAUGUGGGGCCACGGCUCGCAAUACAGGCGUGGGCCCGAGUCCUUACGAGGCGCUCAACCAACCGGCAUGCUUCGACUCCCGUGCUACUGCUGUGCCCUCGGGUGCCGCAACAACAUCGAUCACCCGAGGGCAAAGCCGUUGAAAGACUUUCGAACCCUACAAACGCACUACAAACGGAAGCACGGGAUAAAGCCCUUUGCUUGCCGCAAGUGCGGAAAAGCGUUUGCGGUUAGAGGCGAUUGGAGGACGCACGAGAAGAAUUGCGGAAAGCUUUGGUACUGCAUUUGCGGCUCGGAUUUCAAGCACAAACGGUCGCUCAAGGAUCACGUGCGGGCCUUCGGGCAAGGGCACGGGGAUUGCGGUGGGCCCGCGGGUGAUGAGGAGGACGAGCCCGCGUCAGAAGUCGAGCAAGACGAUGAUCGAUGAUUUUGUGAUUUUUUGUGUGUGUUUGUGUGUGUUUGGUUGGGGAAUAAGAAUGUGAAGGUGUGGUAUUAUAUAGGUGUGUGUUGAGGUAAUUAGGGGUUUAUGUUGUUAUUCUUGUUUUUUUUUUUCUAAGUAUUUGUAGUUUAGGGAGUGUGUUAGCAUAUAUUGUCUCUUAAAAGAAGUGAUGAGGUUAUGAAACAUUUCUUUUAGAGUUUGCAAUAUGUAUUGCUUAACUUAGUUCAUUAUUAUAUAUAAGGACAUGAUUUUGG